UUCUACAAUUUUAGCGACGCACGAAGGACAAUGCGCAAACAUUUACGUGAUUUUACAUGUUUACAAUGAGAUUUGAUAACGUGUAACAUAUAAGGAUGCAAAUCAUGCUGUUACGUUGACAGGACGCGGCAAAGGAUUGUAAUUAAAGCAAGGAAUACUUGGUGCUACUUCGAAGAUACCAUGGAACUGAGGUGCACUAUACAGCAAUAUGCCUGGGGCAAAUAUGGAUGGAGCAGUGAGGUGGCUCUGCUCCAUAGCAGCGGCAAUCCAGACUUUACGAUUGAUGAUGCGACACCAUAUGCAGAAUUAUGGAUGGGGACUCAUCCAAAUGGGCCCUCAGUUCUGAAAGGUUCCAGCCAGGAACUUGGCGAUUGGAUACAGACUCAUCCUACAAGUCUUGGAGCCAAAGUCACGGAGAAAUUUGGAGUGCAGCUUCCAUUCCUGUUCAAAGUAUUGUCUGUCAAUCAAGCAUUAUCUGUUCAGGCUCACCCAGACAAGACACUCGCUGAGAAACUCCACUGUAAGCAUCCAGACAUUUACAAGGAUCCAAACCACAAGCCAGAGCUUGCCAUUGCGCUCACACCGUUUGAAGCUUUGUGUGGCUUCAGACCUAUUGAAGAAAUAAAACAUUUUUUAGAAGUGGUACCAGAACUGAGAAAAGUUGUCGGGCAGGAAGUGGCGAAUGAGCUGCUGGCGAGCGAUGAAGCAGGAAUGCACCAAGCCCUGAAGAACUGCUUUAGCUCUCUGAUGACAUGCCCCAAAGAGACUAUACAAGUGCAGCUUCAGGCACUACAGGAAAGACUGGCAUCCCUAGUGUAUACCUCUUACCCAGACGAGAGUUCUCUGGCCGACCAGAAUGCUGCGCUCCUUCGGACACUGCACCUCACUUACCCAGGAGAUGUGGGCUGUUUCAGCAUCUAUUUCCUGAACCAUCUCAUUCUUCAGCCAGGCGAAGCUAUGUACCUUGGCACAAACGAACCGCACGCAUAUAUACACGGAGACUGCAUCGAGUGCAUGGCAUGUUCUGACAAUGUUGUUCGUGCUGGUCUCACGCCGAAAUACAAGGAUGUGGAGACGCUGUGCAGUAUGCUCACGUACAGCUGUGAACCUUCACAUGCAAAACGUUUCCAAGGCAUCCAAGAAGACGAGUGUACACUGACAUUCCGCCCACCAGUUGCAGAUUUCUCCGUGGCUAAAAUUAAUAUUCCAGCCAUGAUGACUGACCAUUCACUCAUUCCACGGGACAGUGCUUCCAUUCUCAUCGUGAUCAGCGGACAAGCAACUGCUGGUGAUCUCGUGUUAGAACGUGGCAGCAUCAUUUUCCUUCCAUCAGACCAAGUGCUGAAUAUACACUGUGCUCAAAGUACACAGGACCUUCUAAUGUUUCAAGCAAUGUGUAAUCUAUAGUACACUGCAAGUGUAUAUGCACAUAAAAUGCUUUUCUGUAUAAUGGAGAAAUAUUUUUCCACUUCUCAUUAUGGUUCUGAAAGUUUAUCUUGAAAAAAUAAAA
This is a messenger RNA of Cryptotermes secundus, 1510 nucleotides long. RefSeq names its product mannose-6-phosphate isomerase (gene Mpi). Gene Ontology annotation, molecular function: zinc ion binding; mannose-6-phosphate isomerase activity. The coding region runs from base 181 to 1407 and encodes 408 amino acids. Gene Ontology annotation, biological process: carbohydrate metabolic process; GDP-mannose biosynthetic process. Gene Ontology annotation, cellular component: cytosol. NCBI's taxonomy places the organism in Eukaryota, Metazoa, Arthropoda, Insecta, Blattodea, Kalotermitidae. The record is from RefSeq and is a predicted model, not a curated record. The transcript is spliced from 7 exons.